Molecule: messenger RNA, 546 nt
Organism: Penicillium angulare
Lineage: Eukaryota; Fungi; Ascomycota; Eurotiomycetes; Eurotiales; Aspergillaceae
Exons: 1
Coding region: 1-546 (181 amino acids)
Source: RefSeq, a predicted model, not a curated record
AUGGCCAACCUUCAAGUUUCCGAAGAGGUAAGUGAAUUUCCAGAUGCGCAAAGAAUCCUUGUCGACCUCUUAUACAUAUGGAGCAAGAACCUCAAAGACGAAGAAGACGACUGUAUAUUCGAUAUUGCUGAGAUUAUAGGAGACCUUGCCGCCCGAUUCGACGUCAUGAAGAUGGUAGCAUUUGAAGAAGGUGCAGAGACAGGUCGAUGCUAUGGUUUGAAAUGCGAUAUGAUUCGCUAUACACUUCAGCUUGUAAGCAAACGACUUUCAAUCGACCACGACCAGAGAUUUCUAAUGGCAGAGGUACUUACCAUGUUAGCUAGCCAUGUUGGGCGACUUUCGUUAAAUGGGUACGAUGCCGAAGAUGUUUUCGCUUAUAGGAUGGAUACACUGGUGGAGAUUAUGGAGAAGAGGAUGCAGCGUGAUCUGCAAAGUGGAUCGGAGAGUGAGGAGGCAUUGGUUUCUUGUCGCCGGCUCUGUGUUGUCAUCCCCUCAUGUUACUGCUUGCAAUGUGGUCGACGAACAGUAAAGAUGGACAUGGACUAA